Molecule: messenger RNA, 6160 nt
Organism: Chinchilla lanigera (long-tailed chinchilla)
Lineage: Eukaryota; Metazoa; Chordata; Mammalia; Rodentia; Chinchillidae
Gene: Mfap3l
Product: microfibrillar-associated protein 3-like
Exons: 3
Coding region: 149-1378 (409 amino acids)
Source: RefSeq, a predicted model, not a curated record
AUGGGCACACACAGCUGAUGGUCUUAAUCAAAUACCAACUCCAUGGAUCCAGGACAGGUUUGUCCCAUGGCCCGCUCUGAACAGUGUGUUGUCGGAUAGAAGAUUCCAUCGGCAAACCAGCUGUUGCCUUACAGAGCAAGCAAAGAAGAUGGAUCUGGUGAAGAGCCAUCUGACUGUGUGCUUUCUACCUUCUGUGCCCUUUUUAAUCCUAGUAUCCACUCUAGCAAGUGCGAAGAGUGUGGCUAACAGCACUUUAAACGGCACUGACGCGGUUUUGGGCGCUGUGCCUGUAAUCAUUGCCCGAACCGACCAUAUCAUAGUCAAGGAAGGGAACAGUGCCUUGAUUAAUUGCAGUGUUUAUGGCAUCCCUGACCCACAGUUUAAGUGGUAUAAUUCUGUUGGCAAACUGCUGAAAGAAGAGGAGGAUGAGAAGGAGAGAGGCGGAGGAAAAUGGCAAAUGGUGGAUGGCGGCCUCCUGAACAUCACCAAGGUAUCCUUCUCAGACCGAGGUAAAUACACAUGCGUGGCCUCUAACAUCUAUGGCACUGUGAAUAACACGGUGACCUUGAGAGUCAUCUUUACCUCUGGAGACAUGGGCGUCUACUACAUGGUUGUCUGCCUCGUGGCCUUCACCAUCGUCAUGGUCCUCAACAUCACCCGCUUGUGUAUGAUGAGCAGCCACCUGAAGAAGACCGAGAAAGCCAUCAAUGAGUUCUUUAGGACAGAAGGCGCAGAGAAGCUGCAAAAGGCCUUCGAGAUUGCCAAGCGGAUCCCCAUCAUCACCUCAGCCAAAACUCUAGAGCUUGCCAAAGUCACCCAGUUCAAAACCAUGGAGUUUGCCCGUUAUAUUGAAGAGCUUGCCAGGAGUGUGCCUCUGCCUCCUCUCAUCAUGAACUGCAGGACUAUCAUGGAGGAAAUCAUGGAAGUAGUCGGGCUGGAGGAGCAGGGGCAGAAUUUUGUGAGGCAUACCCCAGAAGGCCAGGAGGCUGCAGAGAGGGAUGAGGUGUACACAAUCCCCAACUCUCUGAAGCGAAGUGACUCGCCCACCGCUGACUCCGACGCCUCAUCGCUGCACGAACAGCCUCAGCAGAUUGCCAUCAAGGUAUCUGUUCACCCCCAGUCCAAAAAAGAUCAUGUGGAUGACCAAGAGGGCGUACAGUUUGAGGUCAAAGAUGAAGAGGAGACAGAACCAUCCGCUGGACAGUCUCCGGAAACUGCAGAGCCUUCUACAGACAUAACAUCCACAGAGCUAACCUCUGAGGAGCCGUCCCCUGUAGAGGUAUCAGAUCGAGGACUGCCACCAGCUCACUUGGAAAUGACAGAGCCAGCAGUGACAUGCGACAAAAACACCUGCAUUAUUUAUGAAAGCCAUGUCUAAUAUUCACUCCGAAAAGCUAUGCAUAUCAAGAAAACCAGGGGCUGCUCUUUGUAAUACAGAUGUAGUACGCACUUGCCGCUAAGCCUUACCAGGAGACUCUCAUCCCUUAGGUAGGAGUGAUGCCGUUUGAAAGGGAGAAACACCUGCGUGCAGUUGACGUGACUGGCAUCUCCCCAGUAGAAAAAGAUACAAGAAACAUCAGGGUGCAGAAUUGAUGUCGGACAGAAGCUGUCUGUCCUUGUGAUAUGAAUCGUAGAGGCCAUUAUCUGCCAAAUCCCUUAAUUGGUGAUGCCGUUUUGGCAAAGAGUACACUACUGUAAGAUAUUCUGAGCUCAAGAGCCCUGUCAAUGCAUACUGUAUUGCUUUUCUUUUUAAAAAGUAUAGGUCUGCUAUAAUAGCAAAUGCACGUAUAUGGGUUUGUUGCACUUUCUUCUUAGUUUUAAUUACUUUCACUGUUCCUUUAUAAUGGAGUAGUUAUUAUAUUAACAUUAAUUUCCUCCUUCUGGUUGCAUCCUCUUUACCACUUUUGUCCUUAUUUUUGCCUAGAAUGUUUACCUCAGAGGCUUUGGUAUCAGUCACCAGUUCCAGGACUGAUAGCUACAAGCCAUUUGUAAUGCUCCAAAGUAGUUACUAUGCUCAUUAUUUUUUUCAUUUCCCAGGCCUAUUUUCAUACAUUGCUUUUUUUUUAUUUCCAGUGAAGCUGCUGUUGUGAAAUUGAGAAAAACUUUGCCCUGGAAUAGCACUUUAAUAGUCAAAUAAAAAUGUGUUUACCUGUCCAAUUCUGAGAACCUUUCAGUGAGCUCAAUCAAGGUGUAGAGAGAGAUUGUAAAAGGCUCAGUGUACCCACACUCUUCCUGAAAAUUGCUGUUUACAUUUAAGUAACAUCAUCCUCUAAACAAAGACUGACUCUUUACCUGGAAAAUGUAUUGUUUCCAAAUAGAAGCAUUUGAUGAAUUCCUAUAGGUUGUAAAGUAUUGGCUUCCCAGGAGCAGUUACAGGGAUCAACUGCUGCCGGUGAACUACACACCUGGUACAAGGCAGCAAGUAGAAGGUCUGUGAAGUGCUUAAACAGGACCAGUUUUGUAAAACACAUAGCUGACUUGUUAGUUUUCACAAGGAAGAGUGAAAGGUAAGAGUAGUGGCAUAGAACACUGUUGCCCUCAAGUUUUAUGUCAAAAUUACUGAAUUAUUUACUUCCACAAAAAUGCAGUAUAAGCAAGGUAGCAUGAUUUUGUGGAAAGAAGGCAAAAGUUAAAACCAGUCAUUCAGAGGUUCAGUACUUACCAGCCAGUGCUGGUCACCAACUGCCUGGUAUUGAACAAGUCUAGCCCUCGGUUUCUCUAUCCGUAAGAAGGGCAGACUAGAUGAGGGUGAAUGCCGGCUCUUCCUCAGAGAACCACGCCAAUAUUAACAUCCUUGCUCUUUUCUACGAUGACUUCCCAGAUUUUUGCUUUCAUCUGCUGGUUCCCCAAACAUAUGUAGUGCUGCAUUACUUGCUCAAAAAGGGUCAGUUUUGAAAAAUCAUAGCAUUUUAAAUAAAUUGUGGAACUUCUCCUCUUCCCCAAAAAUGAUUAGGACCAGCUCUACAAUUGAGUGAUGUUGUUCAUUUUCACUUAUAAGCAAGGGAGACAAUAACCUUAAAGUGGUUAUCAGGGCGGUGACCACAUCAAGUAUGGCAAGCCUGAUGGGCUAUCAUGUCAGAGGUUACACGACCCACACUGGUAAUGAGAGAACGGACCUAGAUGUUUACUGCCCCUCUGGUCACCAUCUGGGAAAGUGACCUUGCACAACUUCCAACUAGGACUUAAUCUCUUUCAUCUGUGGAAUAUGCAGGCAGUACUCAAUGGUCCAUAAGAGCCUUUCAGGCUCAAACAUUUAUAGUUUUAUGAAAGUUUAUGGUCCAUGAUAGCCCCUAUUGCACAAAACAAGCAAAAUCAGGAACUAAAAAAUGGAUACACGAUACUGGAUGCUUUCAUGAUCCAAACUUUACAACAAAGGUUUCUGGCUGUCACUGAGGGCAGUGGGAUUGGCUUUAGAAGUGACCUUGAUGGACUCACUUAUAGACAAAUCUGACAAGACAUAGACUUUGGCCAGACAUCCUUUUAAAAGGAAUUAACUGUUGGUAUCCAGUUAGAAGUAUCUAAGAGGGGCACCUACAGAAAUUAGUAGUGAGCAGCCAUGAGAGAAACUAUAACUCUGGUUGGACUCUCUGGACUAGGGUUUUAUGUAUUUAGGCUGCAAAAGUUCUAUUUCCAGUUCUUAGGAUAUAAAUGAUUUCCAAUUAUUGUAGAGGUUAACAAAUUCUUACCUUUGAUUUGUAUGCCCACAGCAACAACAGGGACUUACAAAGCUUGUUUUGUGAUGUUCUAUUCAGUUCUCUUCCCACCCAAAUCCAUGUGCAGAUUUCCACACGGAAACCACAGAAGGUAUCCAUUCCGUGUAGAGAUUGACUAGCGACAAUAAACUAAAAUUGGGUGGCUUUUACAUAAAGCAAAAGUUAAAAUACUUGACCAAAGAAUGUUUCCAGACUGGCUUUGCUUCUUUAGGUGGAGAUCAUGUAGAUUUUUAAAACUCUCUCCCUCUUUAAGGCAUCAGAAUGCUCUUGAUAUAACAAUAACCAACUUAUAAAGGGAGCUUGGCUUGUACUGGGAAUUUCUCCUUCUAGAAAUUCUUCCUAUCUAUACUACAGCUUCUUUAUAAAAUGAGAGAGCCCCUCCUGCUAGAAUGUGAAAUAUAGAAGACCUCAUGAUUUUCAGGCAGUUUUUCAAAAAUAAAGUGAACUGUUUAGCUUCUUAGAAAUUCAUAGGACUGUAGCUGUGUGUUUGUGCAACACAUUCAUGCAUAUUGAGCUCAUUUGGGCAGUUUUAAAAGUUUAACGCUAAAUCCCAAGCCAUGUCCUUUGGGGCUUAUGUAGUCAUUCUUAAAAUCAAAUAAUUUCUGCUUCCUGAGUGAUCCUAGUCAUAUCACUAGCAAUUUUUUUCUUGAAAUUAUUAAACUGAUUCACAUAUCGUGCAUAUUUAAUUCCCUAGAUUAUCUAUUAUCUUGGAUGGUAUUUAUUCUAAAUAUGGGAUAAAACAGAAUUUUAUAUGGAAAAUCUAUGUAAUUUAUAAUGGUUUUGUUUUAGAAAUUAUAUUUUCAUAUCUUUAGGACACAUCUGCUAUUCUCAUCUUUUUGUACAUCAUACUGGAUAAAAAGAAAUACUAAUACUUGACUAAAAUCUCUAGGAACCAAAUGUAAUAUAUAUGAUAUAUGACAUAUAGAAACUGCUCUAAAAUCUGAAUGUUCUCAGCCAUGCUAAGCAUUAUUGUGCCAUGUCAUUACAUCCAGAAUAUCUAGGAUGCUUAUGAGCAUUUCUUUUUCACAAUUAAGGCUAAAAGGCCUGACAUCCCACACGAUGGAUUCAAGAAUCUACUUCCCUUUUUUAUCUUUUUUCUUUCAUUUUUAAUUAUAGAAGUCCAUGCUGCUUAAACUUCCUUUAAAAGGAAAAUGUGAAGUAACAAGAAAGCAACUUGAUGGGAAGAGAGAAUGAAUUGAACUAUGGCUAUGUAAAAUCAUUUUAACAGACUGAUAACAUGUUUAAUCUACUGCUUGGGUUGUUAUUCACUGUUGAUCUAGGAUCUGCUCAGCUCUGUAGCACAUGAAGAAAAUGUAAGGCACACAGAACAGUUGUAUGUUUUGAAACAACACACUCUACACAUAGUGUAGCCAGCACAGCUCAGCUUGACUAUAUAGACACCAGUCCUAGCCACUGGAAGUAUUUUAGAAAGGCUAAUCAGUUACCUUUCAUUAUGCCAUUUGAGUACAUGUAUCAGUACUACAACUCUUACAAUAGCGGUAGCUAUGUUUCUAUAACUGGGAGUUUCCUUCAUGUGUUUUCAUUUGGUAAGAAAUGAAGCAUUAAUUUUAUUUCACAUACUUUAUUUUCUCAGUACAAUUCAGAUAUUUUUCUUUACUGAUCUUCCCACAGUCUUUUGGCAUUUUUUUUAGGUAAUUUCUGUUUCCAUUCUUGCUUACUGGUAUUCUUUGUCUACUAAAUCUCAGUGCAUAUUCACACAUAUAUUUUGAAUACCUGUAAUCUUCAAGAUAUUGGUCAGUUUUACAUGGAGCUGUUCAUCAAAAUACCCUUCAGUAGAUAACAAAAUUCAUUUUCCUAAUGACUUUUGUAUGGUUUCUUCAGUGGUUGACAGGUUUGGAUUAUACAAAUCAACUGUGGAGAAAAUAAUCAAAUAGAAUAUAAUUACGUAUUAUAUUUUCCAAAAGACUGUGUGUUUUUUUAUGUUACACAGGAAAAUGUUAUGUAAAGAUCAUGAUGCUCCUUAUGAGAUUUUUUUAGAGAUGGAAUUUAUAAAGGGGAUAAUACUAAAAAUACUACAAUCAAAAUCAAAGCUAGAGAAUGUAAAAAUAGAAAGUAAAUAGUUCUAAGAACAUCCUGCAUAAAUUAUUUUUAUUUAGCCAAUCACAAAAUUCUCCAUGUGUAUCUUUCUGCCAUCGUAGCCCCACUAACAGUGAGUUAGGAUCAAACGUGUGUAUUUAUGUUUGGUCUGCUGUAUUUCAGUAGUUCUGAAUGUCUUUUGUUAAAUUGCAAAAUAAAAUGAAAAUGUAUCUGGGCCAAAAUGUCAAUCUGCUGAUUUUGUGAACUAUAAAAUGUUCACUUUCUAAAAAUAAUUUAAAGAUGUAAACAAAUGACUAAUAUAAGUUGAUAUUACUGUAGCAAAAAAAAAAAGUGAUCCAUCCUGUAUUUUGAUUGUUGCUUUAAUAAAAGGUUUGCACAGGUGUGUGGAA